Molecule: messenger RNA, 1080 nt
Organism: Rotaria sp. Silwood1
Lineage: Eukaryota; Metazoa; Rotifera; Eurotatoria; Philodinida; Philodinidae
Source: the annotation of a GenBank genome assembly
AUGUCAUAUAUACCUGAUGAUAACAAUCCAUUCAAUUCUUUAAGACGAAGUAAUUUUUCUUAUGAAGAAUAUAAAAAUUGUUUUAGAUAUUUUGAUUUCCAAAAACAAGGUUUUUGGACUCGUGGAGAUUUUCGUCGUUUUCUCAAUGCACUCUUUUCUAAUAAAAAAGGACCCCAUUUGAUAUUAAACGAACAGAUUGAUGAAUAUUUUCAUGAAACUGAUUUUAAUCAAGAUAAAAAAAUUGAUUUUGACGAAUUUCUACGAGCAUGGAGAAAACCAAUUAAAUGUGCUGUAAGACCUGUUAGUGCACUUGUGAUAAUCGAUGUUCAAAAUGAUUUUAUUUCUGGAUCAUUAGCUCUUCAUUCUUGUCCUGCUAAUCAUCAAGGAGAAGAAGUUGUCCCUGUUAUCAAUCAAGUUAUUCGCACUGUUAAUUUUGAUGUUAUUGUAUAUACAUAUGAUUGGCAUCCAUCAAAUCAUGUAUCUUUUUACGAAAAUCGUCAUUUAAGAAAAAUAUCACCUAAAAGUCGUAUUAGUGCUGAUGCAGCAAAGGUACAUGAUAAAGUUAUUUUUGUCGGAUCUUCUAAAUUAACUGAUUCAAUAGAACAAGUUCUUUGGCCAGCACAUUGUAUCCAAAAUACACAUGGCGCUGCUUUGCACCCGGAUUUAAUCCAGGUUAAGAAUGCUAUACAUCUCUAUAAAGGAACCAAUUCUGAAAUAGAUUCUUACUCAGCAUUUUGGGAUAAUAUGAAAUUAAGUAAAACAAGUCUUGAUGAUCAACUUAAACAACGUUUUGUAACUGAUGUUUAUGUUGUUGGUAUGGCUACAGAUGUUUGUGUUGCUUCAACAGCAACGCAUGCUAUUGAAAAUAAUUAUCGAACUGUAUUAAUUGAAGAUGCAUGUCGUGGUGUAAGUAAAGAUGCAAUUGAAGCUAAACAAAAAGAACUUAAUAAAAUUGGCUGUAUUUUUGUUAAUUCAGAUGUUGUAGCUGCAAUGGUAGCUGGUGACGAUCGUCGACCUAAAAUAGCACGUGCUAUGUUUGUUGAAAAUCUCAAAGCAAUUGGUCGUUAUCAUCCUCGGUAA